UCCAUUUUCACCUGGAUGAGCAGAAGGAAGAAAAGUGAGAAGUUUUUUUCCUCUCAGACUGAAGAUGAGUGGUUAUGAGGAGGAAGAGGAAGACAGAGCAGAGUCUCCAGUGUUCAGCUGUGUGUCUCUGAAGAGUGACCGGUCCAUGAAUCAGCCUCUAACCUUCAGUAAUGAACCUGGACCCUCACACACAAAAGGUCAGGACCACAGACUGAGAGCAGAGUCUCCAGGGUCUAGCUGUGUGUCUCUGAAGAGUUACUGGUCCAAAGAUCUUCCCCUAGACUUCAGUAAUGAACCUGGACCCUCACACACAGAGGAGAAGAAGAGGAGUCAUGUUUCUGAGGAGGAGCAGUCGUCCUGCUGUGCUUCGUGUCAGGACGUCCUGAAGGAUCCAGUCUCCACCAGCUGUGGACACUCGUUCUGCAGACAGUGCAUCACCUCAUACUGGGACCAGUCUGGUUCUUCAGAACAUUCCUCCUGUGCCAAGUGUGGACAAAGAUCCAGAACAGGAGCUGGAGGUCAGACAGCCGAUCGUGGUCUGCAGGAGGUUCUAGAUGAACAUAAGCUCAGUGUGAGGAAGAGAUGUGAACAUGUGACUGAAGGGAGUGAUGAAACAGGAAGUAGAACCCUCCUCAACAGGAUCUACACUGAGCUCUACAUCACAGAGGGACAGAGUGAAGAGGUUAAUACUCAACAUGAGGUGAGGCAGCUUGAGACGGCUUCCAAGAAGAAGAUCCUCCACGACACUCCCAUCAAGGUCCACGACAUCUUUAAAGCCUCCACUAACCAGCAGAGCAGCAUCAGAGUCGUCCUGACCAACGGCGUCGCUGGAGUUGGAAAAACCUUCUCGGUGCAGAAGUUCACUCUGGACUGGGCAGAGGGUUUAGAGAACCAGGAUGUGGGUCUGCUGACUGUGCUUUCGUUCAGGGAGCUGAACCUGGUGAAGGACCAGCAGCACAGUCUUCUCACGCUGCUCCGUGUUUUCCAUCCAGCGUUACAGAAGCUCACUGCAGAGACGCUCGCUGUCUGUAAACCUUUGUUCAUCUUUGACGGCCUGGAUGAAAGCAGACCUUCUCUGGACUUCAACCACAGGGAGCUUGUGUCUGAGGUCACACAGAGGUCAUCAGUCAACGUGCUGCUGACAAACAUCAUCUGGGGGAAUCUGCUUCCCUCGGCUCUCGUCUGGAUAACCUCCAGACCUGCGGCGGCCAAUCAGAUCCCUCCUGCAUGUGUUGACAGGGUUACAGAAGUACGAGGCUUCACUGACGCCCAGAAGGAGGAGUACUUCAGGAGGAGAUUCAGUGAUGAAGAGCUGAGCAGCAGAAUCAUCUCACACAUCAAGACGUCCAAGAGCCUCCACAUCAUGUGUCAAAUCCCAGUCUUCUGCUGGAUCAGUGCUACAGUUCUGGAGCACAUGUUGACCACAGACCAGAGAGGAGAGCUGCCGAAGACCCUGACUGACCUGUACUCACACUUCCUGCUGGUUCAGACAAAGAGGAAGAACAACAAGUACGGUGAGGGACAUGAGACGACUCCACAGCAGCUGACUGAGGCUGACAGGGACGUUCUCCUGAAGCUGGGGAGGCUGGCACUUAAACAUCUGGAGGAAGGAAACAUCAUGUUCUACCAAGAAGACCUGGAGCGGUGUGGUCUUAAUGUCACAGAGGCCUCAGUGUACUCAGGAGUUUGUACUGAGAUCUUCAGAAAAGAGUGUGUGAUCUUCCAGAAUUCAGUCUACUGCUUUGUUCAUCUGAGCGUUCAGGAGUUUCUGGCUGCAGUCUACAUGUUCUACUGUUUCACCAAGAGGAACACAGAAGAACUCAACAACUUCUUGGGAACAUAUGGGAACACAGACAGUGCCUUCUCCCUGGAUGACCUCCUGAAGAGAACCAUGGAGAAAUCCCUCACCAGUACAAAUGGUCAUCUGGACCUGUUUGUUCGCUUCCUUCAUGGCCUCAGUCUGGAGUCCAACCAAAGAGUCUUAGGAGGCCUGCUGGGUCGGACAGGGAACAAUCAAAAGAUCCACCAUAGGGUCUUAGGAGGCCUGCUGGGUCGGACAGGGAACAAUCCAAAGAACAUCCAGAGAGUCAUCAACAACCUGAAGGAGAUGGAGAGUGAUGACAUUUCUCCUGAUAGAAGCAUUAACAUCUUCCACUGUCUGACUGAGAUGAACGACCACUCUGUUCAUCAGCAGAUGCAACAGUUCCUGACGUCAGAGAACAGAUCGAAGGAGAAACUCUCUGAGAUCCACUGCUCAGCUCUGGCCUACAUGCUGCAGAUGUCAGAGGAGGUUCUGGACGAGUUGGACCUGGAGAAGUUCAAGACAUCAGAUCAGGGUCGAUGGAGACUGAUCCCAGCUGUGAGGAACUGCAGGAAGGCUCGACUCUGUGUUUGUCGACUCUCAGAGACUCACUGUGAAGUCGUGGCAUCAGCUCUGAAGUCAGACCCCUCACAUCUGAGGGAACUGGAUCUGAGCGGAAACUACCUGCAGGAUUCAGGAGUGAAGCUGCUGUGUUCUGGCCUGGAGAGUCCAAACUGUCGACUGGAGACUCUGAGGUUGUGGAACUGCAGACUGUCAGAGGUCAGCUGUUCUUCUCUGGCUUCAGCUCUGAGGUCAAACCCCUCUCAUCUGAGAGAACUGGAUCUAAAUGACCUGCAGGACUCAGGAGUGAAGGAGCUGUGUGGUUUUCUACAGAGUCCAACCUGUCGACUGGAGACUCUGAGGAUGAAGUACUGCAGUCUGUCAGAGAUCAGCUGUUCUUCUCUGGCUUCAGCUCUGAGGUCAAACCCCUCUCAUCUGAGAGAACUGGAUCUGAGUGACAACAUCCUGCAGGACUCAGGAGUGAAGGAGCUGUGUGGUUUUCUACAGAGUCCAACCUGUCGACUCGAGACUCUGAGGUUGGAGUACUGCAGUCUGUCAGAUAUCAGCUGUUCAUCUCUGGCUUCAGCUCUGAGGUCAAACCCCUCUCAUCUGAGAGAACUGGAUCUGAGUAGAAACAACAAGCUGCAGGACUUAGGAGUGAAGGAGCUGUGUGGUUUUCUACAGAGUCCAACCUGUCGACUGGAGACUCUGAGGAUGGAGGGCUGCAGACUAUCAGAGAUCAGCUGUUCUUCUCUGGCUUACGCUCUGAGGUCAAACCCCUCUCAUAUAAGAGAACUGGAUCUGAGUAGAAACACGCUGCAGGACUCAGGAGUGAAGGAGCUGUGUGGUAUUCUACAGAGUCCAACCUGUCGACUGGAGACUCUGAGGUUGUGGAACUGCAGACUGUCAGAGAUCAGCUGUUCUUCUCUGGCUUCAGCUCUGAGGUCAAACCCCUCUCAUCUGAGAGAACUGAAUCUGAGUGGAAACAACCUGCAGGACUCAGGAGUGAAGGAGCUGCUUGAUCAGGAGCAGAGUUCAGGCUGUCGACUGGAGACUGUGAGGUGGUGAUCUUGGUGAAGGUGAGUGUGAAGAGGACAUUGUGUGUGGACGGAGAAUGAGGUGCGUCCUGAGUAUCCCGAGGCUGCAGCAGCUUGUGUAGAAUACAAUGAUGUCAAAGUCACUAUCAUUUUCUAUUCUACUGUCUGGACCUGGUAUUCGUGAACUACAGUUCGGCCUACAUUUGUAGUCCAAACCUGGAGCACAAGUUCUUUGUUCUGGAGACAAACCAGAGCCUCCAGAACCCAGUCACCCGGCUUCAACGUCACAAAGAGGUGUGAAACCUGACCGGGGACUCUUGUUUGAACCACUAUAGGUCACUCUGGGCGCCAUGAACCAUGAACCAUGAGGUCACCAGGCAAUUAUAAGCCCAGUUCUCCCUCCCCUUCUUCCUCUUUCUGCGCAACCCUCAGAGAGAAGGUGAGGCUGUCCAGCUCACCUACUCUUUCAACUCAACUCAUCUCUCCGAGAGGAGCCCACCUCUCUUUCUGAUCAACUUCAAUGGAGGAGAGGUACAGCUUGCAGCUCACUUCACCAAGGAAACCACCUUCCAAUCCAAGCUCUACUAACCUUCAAGCAGGCCUGACUGGAGCAGGCUGCUAAAACCUUCCAAAAGGCAGCAACGCAAAAGCCUGCCUAAGAACAGCACAAGAGCUGCAUCACACAGCAGAACAACAACAGGAGCCGCAACACAACAAGACGACUUCACUGGACUUCAAACAGCACAACUUUUUUCCCUUUUCAUGGACGGGUAACACAACUGUGAUUAAUAAUAAUGUAUGGCUAAGCAGAGACUGUUUAUUCGAUUCCAGGUGAUGUUUAUAAGUUUGAUUAGUGUUGCUCUGAUAUUUUGGUUAUAAGUUAUUUGAAAGUUAAUGUUAGUCGUGUUAUGCUCUUCACAGUCUUUCUCAUGCAUCUUGUAACUUCCUCACACACACACACAUCUCUCUGACCCUCGCUACAUGUCAUAGACAUACGAGGGGAGAUGGUGUAUUGCCCUCAUAGGGGCCAGCCGCCAUUUUGAAGGCAAACUCACUCAUAGACACACACACAUAUUCAUAUAGCAAGUACAACUUUAGUAAUUUGUUUUUUUACUUUAUCUUUUUCUUUCACAAAUGUUUUAAUGAAUGUUGCAUAAGUGUGAAUUUUGCCAACCUCUACACUGUCAAGAACUCUAUUUUUCAACUCUGCUAACUAUCUAUAAGUUAAUUUUGUUUAUAGUUAUUAAUUAAAUUGUUAAUCAGAGUUCCAAUUUUGUACUUUCAUGAGACUUAAUCAAUAAAUUGGCUUUCUUUUCUCUUCCUUUGAAGGUUGGUGCCCUGAGGUACCUUUAAUCAAUUAAAGUUUUGAAUUUAUUUUUAAUAUAAAUAUUUGUUAUAUUCAGAAAAAUUUCUGAUAACCAGAUUCAUUAAAUGCCCUAAGGCACACGGUGUCACGUUAAAAGCAUAAUUGAACAACACUACUCUAGAUGCAUCCACAUGUUUUGUGUUGUCAUGGUGAUCAAUUUGUUCUGUAAGAAAACAGUAAUAAAAGUGAAUUGUCUGGUGACCAACAUGUCGUCUCACUAUAAACUAUUAAUAAACUGACAUUUACAUUUAAA
This is a messenger RNA of Pleuronectes platessa (European plaice), 5018 nucleotides long. RefSeq names its product NACHT, LRR and PYD domains-containing protein 12. The record is from RefSeq and is a predicted model, not a curated record. The transcript has 12 exons. Lineage: Eukaryota; Metazoa; Chordata; Actinopteri; Pleuronectiformes; Pleuronectidae. The coding region runs from base 65 to 3430 and encodes 1121 amino acids. Gene Ontology annotation, molecular function: protein binding.